This is a messenger RNA of Ixodes scapularis (black-legged tick), 1986 nucleotides long. Its product is annotated as putative phospholipase B-like 2. The record is from RefSeq and is a predicted model, not a curated record. Gene Ontology annotation, molecular function: glycerophospholipase activity. Lineage: Eukaryota; Metazoa; Arthropoda; Arachnida; Ixodida; Ixodidae. The transcript has 13 exons. Gene Ontology annotation, biological process: phospholipid catabolic process. The coding region runs from base 124 to 1803 and encodes 559 amino acids. Gene Ontology annotation, cellular component: extracellular region.
AGUGCGUCCUCUCGGUUGUUGGGCCACCAGUGUACAGAAAGUGAGCGGGAGGAACGGGUUUGCGGAAGCUGUCGUCUGUUCCGAAGGUUCCGAGAUCUUCCUCGGAGAUUCAAAUAACAGGACAUGUUCAUGACCUUGGCAAUUGCUGCUCUUCUGGCGCUGCAAGCAGCAGCCGAGCCCCCCGAAGACCCCAAGUGCCAGAAUGCUUGGGCAUCACUUGGAACAUCUGGAGGGGACCUGCACAUUCAUGACGGCAAGCCCGGUCAAGGGGCCGUUGCCUGGGGAUCUUUCCAGAAUGACAUUCACUUCAGCGGCUGGACAUUCCUGGAGCUGCAGUCCAACGGUUCGUAUGCAGACGACGCUCAGGCGUACGCCGCCGGUGCGGUGGAGGCCUACCUUACGCACGACCUCAUGGAAAAACAGUAUAACAACAUGUACAGCCGCUACUGCAAUGGUCAGCCUGAGUACUGCGAGAGGCUCUUGACAUUCCUCCAGGAAAACCUCGAGUACUCGAAUAGCCACGAGCGGCUCUAUGAAUCUACGGACCCUUAUUGGCAUAUGGUCCAUUUACAGAUGAAGCAGCUUGCCGGCCUGAGUGAUCACUUCGAGAACAAGACCCUGAACGUAUCAAACGAGUACUUGAACGUCACCAGGGCACUGCUCUUCAACAUUGAAGGAGAUGUGCUUGACCUGGAAAAAGUUUUAAAGAGAGUACCCGACGAGUACAGCGUGGACCAGACACCCGCUUGUUCAGCGCUCAUCAAAGUAGUGGCCGACAAUGACGACAUCCUGUUUGCUCACGACGCCUGGUUCUUGUAUCGAAGCAUGCUCAGGAUAGAAAAGAAGUACACGUUUCCAUGGCACCUCACAUCGAAGUCAAGUGAAACUAUCCCCGGUCACACAAUCAGCAUGUCUUCAUACCCUGGAAAGUUGGUUUCUCUUGACGAUUUUUAUCUCGCCUCAAGUGGCCUAGCAAUCACGGAAACCUCAUUAGAAAACAGCAAUGACAGCCUCUGGAACUUGGUGAGGUCAGACAGCGCUCCCCUCACCUGGGUUAGAGGCAUGGUUGCCACCCGCCUUGCUGUCACGGGUCCCCAAUGGGUUGACUAUUUUGGAAAAUUGAACAGUGGCACAUACAAUAAUCAGUGGAUGGUGUUGGACUACAAACUCUUUACUCCAGGGUCUGCCAUCGGAAAAAAUACUCUCUGGAUCCUCGAGCAGAUGCCAAAUAUCACGAAGGCUAAAGAUGUGAGCGAAUAUCUUCAAAAUAAAAAGUACUGGGGAAGCUACAAUGUCGCCUUCUUUCCUGCCAUCUUUAAUAUCAGCGGUCAACCAGACAUGGUCAAGAAAUACGGAAAUUAUUACAGCUAUGACAUGUCUCCUAGGGCGCAAAUAUUUAGGAGGGAGCAGAGCAAAGUCGAAGAUGUUGACACCAUGUCAGGCCUCAUGAGGUACAAUAACUACACGCACGAUCCGGCGUCAAGAUGCAACUGCACGCCGCCGUACAACCCCGUCUACGCCAUUGCUUCCCGUUACGACCUCUUGGACACAAAAGGCAGCUACGACGUGCCAAGGAUGUUUCGCAGAGCAGUCGGAGCUAUAGACAUGAAGCUCACCAACUACGCCAUGUUUAAAAGCCUCGAGUUUAUUGCCAUAAACGGGCCCACGUUCCAACCCGACGGCUCCGUGCUGCCGCCCUUCCAAUGGAGCACGAGUGGCUUCCAAGAUCUACACGACGGCCAUCCGGACAAGUGGAUGUUCGGGCCCACGUACCACCGCUGGAAUUCCUGCCCGAACCUCUGAGCCCGUGUUUACGGGCUUUGAUAUUGUGUUUAGCUUUCCGCGCUUGGAAUAUGAAGAGAAACGAGUAAAAUAAGAGACAAAAACAGGGUAAUUUCUUUCUAUUGGGCACGGGGGUGAUGUAAAUAAAUAUUCAGCGGCAAUAGGUCAGUAUUAAUACGUGCAAUAAAAUUUUGUACGAAAAUA